CAGCGUUCUCUCGGAGUUCUCUCAGUGUUUGGCGCCAGGUUCUCUCAAUAGCGGUCGGCAUGGCUCAGGCUCGGGUCACGGAUUACUUCUCUCAGACCAAGCGGCCGGCGGGGCACGAUGCGGCCAAGCGGAGGAAGGCGCUGCCGGGGGCGGCGGUGGUGGAGCGGGUGGGGACCCGCACUAAGAAGCCCCGGCUGGAGGAGCUGCUGCAGCCCCCGCGCACCCCGGAGAGAGCCCCCGAGAGAGACUCCGAGACCCCGCGAUGUGUGGGGCCCAGCGGCAAGAAACGGAGCCGGCUGGACUCAGAGCCAGAAACCGGCCACACCGAGAGGAAAUCAGCCAGGAAGAAACUGCGACUGCCCCAGGAGGGGGAGACAACGCCUUGCAGCCCAUGUUCCAAAGUGGAUUUGCAAUGUUUAACUCCGCCAUCCCUGGGAAAGAAAAUAAAAGAUUUGGUCAAUGUGAGGAUUUCUCCAAACAAUGGAUUGACAAGUAAACCGGACACACCUGAAGCCAAGGCACAAUCAAAGGAGAGUAUUGUGGAAUUAAAAUCUCGCCUGCAGAGGAUUCAGGAAUUGACUCAAAAAGUUAAGCUUCCCCCUGCACCUUCAGAAGGAAAAGUUACACUCGCUGACCUUAAAGCUAGACUAAAGCGUGCUCAGGAUCUCGAGUCAAAGAUCAGGGAGAAGAAAGCAGAGGAGAAAUUAGAGAUUCCGGCCCCUGAUCUGACAGAGCGGACUACAAAGGAAAGUGAAAAGGCUCCAGCAUACCAGCGUUUCCAUAACCUUGCCCAAGACAUUCCUCCUGGUCUUUCUCUUCCUUACAAGUACAAAGUCCUGGGAGAGAUGUUCCGCAGCAUGGACACAAUUGUGAGCAUGCUUUUCAACCGUUCGGAGACUGUCACUUUCUCCAAAGUCAAGCAAGGUGUCCAAGACAUGAUGAGAAAGCAAUUUGAGGAGCACAAUGUGGGUCAAAUAAAGACUGUGUACCCAAAUGGAUACACCUUCAGACAGGAGAAAAACAUCCCGACGUUUAAGAAUGGGAUGAAAAAGACAGACUUUCAGCUUACUAUGGAACCUAUUCUUGAAGAUGGGGAUAAAGUGGAUGGAUGCCUCCAGCUCACAGCAUCGCGCUUGCUACAACGCAGGUGUCUGUUUAACAGAAAUCUGAUUAGUAUAGUCAAGAAGCAUCACAAGUUGUUCCUGGAAACUUUGGAUCCCCCACUGUUGGUGCCAGAUGACAAGCUGUCCCGUUGGCAUCCACGUUUUAAAGUUGAUGAGGUGCCAGAGAUCGAAGCAGCUGAACUUCCAUUGCCUCCGCAGACAGAGAAACUUUCAACCGCUCAAGAUGUGUUGUCUAGGGCACGAGGAGUGAUGACACCAAAGAUGGAAAAGGCUUUGGCUAACCUGGCGUUGCGAACCACGGACACUAGUAGUGCAGAAACUAAAACUGUACCUCCAGUGGAGAAUAAACCAAAUACUACAUCAAGUGCUCUCAAAGGAGUGUCCCAGUCCCUGCUUGAGAGGAUUCGGGCCAAAGAGGCGCAGAAGCUGCAAGCUGUGAUGACUCGUCGUCCCCAGCAAGAAGAGAAACUCCUCAUGAUGUCCAGAAUGCCAGAGCUGGCACGCAUCCUGCGCAAUGUGUUUGUGGCAGAAAAAAAGCCUGCGCUGACGGUUGAGGUAGCUUGCAACAGAGUUAUAUCCAGUUACCACUCAUCAAUGUCUUCAGGAGAAAUGGAGAAACAUCUUGCAUUUUUAUCAGAACUUCUUCCUGAUUGGCUAAGCAUUCAUCCAGUACGAAAGGACACCUACUAUAAACUAAAUAAACAUACAGACCUUAAUCUAAUCAUGGAACGUCUGGCCAAGGCCGUGAAAGAAGAAGAAUUAAAGUGAACAUACUGGUAUCCCCCUCUCAAUCGGAGUGCUUGCUUUCUCCCAUCUACAAGCAACUAUUUUUACUGAAAGACUCUGUACCACAGACAUUUGAUUCUACAAUUCAUCCCCCUACUUUCCGUGAUCAUAAUUCUGUUGAACUAAAGUGAACUUCUUCUUAGCCUGAAAGGCAAAUUUGGACUGCAGUUUUGUGCAAAUUGCAUCAAAUCAUGAUUUUAAUAUAUAUAUUUUUUGCAUUUUUCUUAUACCAAUACUAGGAUUAAGAGGGAAAAAAUCCAAACUUUAUUGGGAAUUCACAAUGGUUCCCGUCAACGUAGUCCCACUCAUAAGAAACUUAAACAUUUUUGAGGGUUUGCAAUAUGAUAAAUCAGUGUCUU
Molecule: messenger RNA, 2269 nt
Organism: Pelobates fuscus (common spadefoot toad)
Lineage: Eukaryota; Metazoa; Chordata; Amphibia; Anura; Pelobatidae
Gene: CDT1
Product: chromatin licensing and DNA replication factor 1
Exons: 10
Coding region: 60-1892 (610 amino acids)
Biological process (GO): mitotic cell cycle; DNA replication checkpoint signaling; DNA replication preinitiation complex assembly
Cellular component (GO): nucleus
Molecular function (GO): DNA binding; DNA polymerase binding
Source: RefSeq, a predicted model, not a curated record